Molecule: messenger RNA, 987 nt
Organism: Penicillium verhagenii
Lineage: Eukaryota; Fungi; Ascomycota; Eurotiomycetes; Eurotiales; Aspergillaceae
Product: Epoxide hydrolase
Exons: 7
Coding region: 1-987 (328 amino acids)
Biological process (GO): epoxide metabolic process
Molecular function (GO): epoxide hydrolase activity
Source: RefSeq, a predicted model, not a curated record
AUGUCUCAGCCGUUCGGGAAUGUACCUUCCACCGCGAAGGUGCUUCCAACCCCAUUCACAGUCUCGAUUCCUGCGGUGAAACUGGAGGAGUUGGGGACGCUCAUCAAAUUGGCGAAGCUUGCCCCGCCUACAUACGAGAACUCUCGGAUAGACGCAAGAUAUGGUGUUACAACUGAUUGGCUGAAAGAGUACACACCUAGUACUUUGCCGUACCAUCUGAUUGUUCCCUCGCUGCCAGGAUACGCCUUCUCGUCUGGUCCACCACUUGACCGGAAUUUUGGCACUAAGGAUAUUGCUCGUGUCUUGGAUCAGUUAAUGAGAAACCUUGGCUUUGAAAGUGGAUACGUUGCUCAGGGUGGUGACAUUGGCAGUCGGAUUGUCAGAGAAUUGGCCGUGGACUACGAAAGCUGCAAAGCUGUACACCUCAACGUUACUUUCAUGGCACGACCCGUGGGUAUGACGGAUGACCACCUCAGUGAUGCGGAGAAACGUGGUGUUGAAAGGCUAGACGAGUUCAAAAUUUUCGGUAGUGGCUAUGGAAUUGAACACGGUACUCGACCAAGCACUAUUGGUCAUGUCAUCUCUACAAGUCCAAUGGCACUUUUGGCAUGGGUGGGAGAGAAGUUCUUGGAAUGGGUCGAUGACCCUUUAUCUCCGGAGCAUAUUCUCGAGUCAAUCACUUUGUACUGGCUGACGGACACGUUUCCUCGUUCAAUCUACACAUAUCGCCAGAAUUUUCCGCCUCCGGCAAUUCCUGGUCCAAAUGACCCUCGAUGGUAUAUUCGGAAACCAUUUGGUUUUUCGUCUUUUCCCAGAGAGCUGGCGACUCUGCCUAGAUCUUGGAUUGAGACCACGGGCGACUUGGUCUAUUGGGGAGAGCAUGAAAAGGGCGGCCAUUUUGCGGCACUCGAGCAGCCUGAAGCGCUCAAAGCGGACAUAGUUCAGUUUGUAGAGCAGGUUUGGCCGGGAUUUACUGGUGCUAAUUAA